UAUGAGAAUAUGAGCUCCUGUUUAGCGAUAGUCACCUGUCUGUGAUAGAAGAUUAUACGAUGGAUUCCAGCUCCCAUAAACACUAUCAUGUACAUGGAUUUGAUUCCAGAAAGCACCUGGACGAUUUCUUUUCAGAUAAAUCUGAUAUGGUCUUUGGAGAGGAUGCCUUAAUUUUUCCCAUUGAAAAUCUUACAAACAUUUUCACAAGGGGUCAUAUUAAAGGAGAUGUCCUGAUCGACCUCAGCCCUGGUUCCUUUAUUCAUCACCUCUAUGCUGCCAAUGAGUUUUUCCAACACAUCAUAGUCCUGAAGGUCAGUGACAGAUGCAUUUUGGAGCUGAAGAGAUGGCUGGACACACGGACAGGAGCAUUCGAUUGGGGACAUGCCACAAAACUUCAUGUAGGCAUAAAAGGAAACAGUGACCAGUUACAGGAAAAAGAAGAAAAAUUGAGGUCAACAAUUCCACAUGUUGUAAAAUGUGACCUUGAUAAAGAAAAUUUGACCGAUCCAAUGGUUUUACCCCCAGCAGAUUGUAUCAUCAGUGUUUGGCUCCUGGAUGUUAUCUGCAAAGAUGAAGACGACUAUAGGAGAUAUCUCAGGAAGUUCUCAAGGAUGCUGAAACCUGGAGGACACCUUAUAUUAAUUGGGUGUUUAGGUUAUUCACAGUACAUAAUCGGGAAAGAAAAGUUCCAUGCUUUUACAUAUGAUGAGGGUUUUGUCAGGAAAGCUCUAGUUGGAGAAGGAUUUGUUAUAGAUUACUGUAAGGUUAAGAAGAGAACGGCUGUGAGUGACCUUGUUGACUAUAAGGAUUUGAUAUGUUUAGCAGCUCACAAGGAGAAGUAGGUCUGAGUGGAAACUUACAUAAAUUAAAGGGGUAUUCCAGGAUCAAAAAUGUUUUUAAUGAUUUUGGGAGACAUGGCAAAAAUAAAAAAUACAUGAUACUUACCUACCUUGGUCACCUACAGCUCUAAGUCCUAUGUCUUCAGGUCCCCUGCUGAUUAGCAAUCGAUAUAUCUCAGCAAGACCUGCCCAGUCAAUCAAUCAGUGACAGAGAUCAUGCAUCACUGUGCUGGACCAAAAGUUGCAGGGGACCAAGCUUAAUGAUACAUGAUAAUCAUGUAUUUUAUUUUUUUUUGCCAGCCACCCAGCAAUAUAUAAAAACAUUGAAUCCUGGAAUCUCCUGUUAAGUCUACAUAUCAAUACUUUAUGUGUAAUGUUUUAAACAGCUUUCAGUCAGAACAAUAAGAGUUAAAAGUGCUAGGUUAUAUGUUAUAGAUAUACUGAGAGAAGGGUUGAGCGAGCCAAGCCCCCCAGACCCAGAUUUGACCGAAGUCUGGUAGGGGUUUGCAUUUGGCUAAAUAUUUAAACAUUGCCAGGUUAGGCUCACACAAACCUGGCAAUGUCGAGGCUGAGCUGUGCUCACAGCUGACAGCCACAUGGACAGCUCAGGCCAGCAAGGAACAAGUUAAAAAGCGCUUGCUAAGGUAUGAGGUAUCCACUUACCAACCUCCUUCCUGGGGUCGAGGCCUCUUAUGAUGACGUCACUAAAGGGGGAGCUACAGAAGAAGACCAGAAACCAGGAAAAAGGUUGGUAAGUGUGGGUCUGUUUGCAUUGUGUGUUUUUAAAAACCA
Messenger RNA from Hyla sarda, 1631 nucleotides. RefSeq names its product indolethylamine N-methyltransferase-like. The record is from RefSeq and is a predicted model, not a curated record. Gene Ontology annotation, molecular function: N-methyltransferase activity. The transcript has 3 exons. Lineage: Eukaryota; Metazoa; Chordata; Amphibia; Anura; Hylidae. Gene Ontology annotation, cellular component: cytosol. The coding region runs from base 60 to 842 and encodes 260 amino acids.